This is a messenger RNA of Enterobius vermicularis (human pinworm), 1170 nucleotides long. The record is from the annotation of a GenBank genome assembly. Lineage: Eukaryota; Metazoa; Nematoda; Chromadorea; Rhabditida; Oxyuridae.
UUGCUAUUAAUUGUGGUGUUACGUAAAUUUAAAACAACAAAACAACUAAAAGAAACUGAUUCACCCCUUUUUCCGUUUACUAUUUUCUCCGCUUUAGUUUUACAGAAGUACACAGUCGUUAUAGAAAAAAAGCUUGCAGAAGGAGGUUUCGCUAUCAUUUAUCUUGUUGUUGACAAAAACAAUCGGCAAUAUGCACUGAAGAGGCAAUUUAUUAGUGAUGACCAAAGACAAUUGGAAGCCUGUAAAAGAGAAUGUUGUAUUAGUUGUUUGCAAGGACAUAAGAACAUUGUGCGCUAUGUAGAUCAUUUGAUUUCCAGAAGUCGGUCUGGAAUCUAUGAGUACUCUUUGUUGACGGUGUACUACAAAAGUAGUGUUCUGCAGUUGAUGAAUGAGCGUUUAAUGUCUGGGCGUUGUUUAUCUGCAAAAGAGAUUCUUUCUAUAUUUUGCGACAUGUGCGAAGCAGUUGCACGCUUACAUCACUCUCAGACCCCAGUUAUUCAUCGAGAUUUGAAGGUUGAGAAUAUAUUAAUUGACGAUAGCGAUCCCUUAUCUCCUCCCAAAUACGUUCUUUGCGAUUUUGGCAGCGCGACUACAAAGGUGUUGUCUCUCGAAACUCAUUCACGGCAGUUUAUCGAGGAUGAGAUUCUGAGAUAUACGACGCUGAGUUACAGAGCUCCUGAAAUGAUUGACAUUUAUGCAGGUCGACCAAUUGGGACUAAAAGUGAUAUUUGGGCUAUGGGAGUAUUAUUGUACAAGUUAUGCUAUUUUACACUUCCGUUUGGCGAAAGUUCCCUAGCCAUACAAAAUUGUUCCUACGCGUUUCCGAAUGAACCGGAAUACCCCGAUGAGUUGCGCGCCAUUAUAAAAUUACUGUUACAACCGGACAUUGACAAGCGUCCAGAUAUAUACCAAGUGUGUUGUUUAGCAUUUGAAGCUGCUGGCAGGACAGCUCAUGCUGGGAAUUUGAACGUAAUGGUUUUUCAAGUAUUUGGGGAAGUGCUUUUAAGCAAUAAAUUAGGUAUAAGCUGCCUCAUUUGUCUAAGUUUGCAGAAGGUGCGCCGAAUCCCAUUGUCGGAGGCGCUUCAGUUGCUCAGAAAUGAUACCAGUUCAGUUUUUCCUACUUUACAGCAAGGAAUUUCAAAGAGCGAGGCAAAAGCGGUUAGUUCUUAA